This is a messenger RNA of Austrofundulus limnaeus, 1806 nucleotides long. RefSeq names its product ethanolamine-phosphate cytidylyltransferase. Gene Ontology annotation, molecular function: ethanolamine-phosphate cytidylyltransferase activity. The record is from RefSeq and is a predicted model, not a curated record. Gene Ontology annotation, cellular component: cytoplasm. Lineage: Eukaryota; Metazoa; Chordata; Actinopteri; Cyprinodontiformes; Rivulidae. The coding region runs from base 165 to 1376 and encodes 403 amino acids. Gene Ontology annotation, biological process: phosphatidylethanolamine biosynthetic process. The transcript is spliced from 12 exons.
UGACGUCAUUGGAGGCGGUGGCCAGUUCACUGUCAUUCUGUCCCAUCAAGAGAAGCAGAAAGGCAUUUUGAACCACCUUUAGUUUGUUAAUUGUUCUGAAACCAGAUUUUAAAACGUGCAGUUCUUUUAAACUUUUUCUACUUUACUUGACUGAAGUCGCCGAAAUGAUCAAAAACGGUCACCACGCUGCCGACAGGCAGAGCGAAGAAGCCGGGGGCAGUCAGCCGGUGGGCUCGGUGUGCAGCCCGGAGAAAAGGAAGCGGGUGGUGCGGUUGUGGUGUGACGGCUGCUACGACAUGGUGCACUACGGCCACUCCAACCAACUGCGGCAGGCCAAAGCUAUGGGAGAUUACCUCAUUGCUGGGGUGCAUACAGAUGAGGAGAUUUCCAAACACAAGGGGCCUCCAGUUUUCACUCAGGAAGAACGGUACAAGAUGGUGCGUGCAAUCAAGUGGGUGGAUGAGAUUGCAGAGGGAGCCCCUUAUGUGACGACGCUGGAGACUCUGGACAAAUACAACUGUGAUUUCUGCGUGCACGGCGAUGACAUCACGCUGACGGUAGACGGGAAGGACACGUAUGCAGAGGUGAAGCAGGCGGGUCGUUACAGGGAAUGUAAACGCACCCAGGGUGUGUCGACCACCGACCUGGUGGGACGCAUGUUGCUCAUGACCAAAGCCCACCACAGCAACUUGAAUAACACAGAUUACCAGCAGCAUACAGACAACUUUGGAAAGGGUGCUACAGUUCACAGUCCUUGGACAGGAGUUUCUCAGUUCCUACAAACAUCUCAAAAGAUCAUUCAGUUCGCCUCAGGAAAGGAGCCUCAGCCUGGAGACACCAUCAUCUACGUGGCCGGAGCUUUCGAUCUUUUCCACAUCGGUCAUGUUGACUUCCUAGAAAUGGUUUAUAAACAGGCAGAGAGGCCUUACGUCAUCGUGGGUCUGCACUUUGACCAGGAAGUGAAUCGCUACAAAGGGAAGAACUACCCAAUCAUGAACAUCCACGAGAGAACUCUGAGUGUUCUUGCGUGUCGGUAUGUGUCAGAGGUGGUGAUUGGUGCUCCUUAUGCUGUGGGCAAAGACCUGCUGGAUCAUUUUAAGGUGGAUUUGGUGUGCCACGGCAAGACUGAAGUGUUCCCAGACAAGGAUGGGUCAGACCCCUAUGCUGAACCUAAGAAGAGGGGUAUAUUCAGGAGCGUCGACAGCGGGAACAGUCUCACCACUGAUGACAUCGUCCAAAGGAUCAUAGCGAACAGGCUGCAGUUUGAAGCCAGGAACCAGAAAAAGGAAGCCAAGGAGAUGGCGGUGAUCGAAGCGAUGAAGAAGAGAGAGAAGCAGCAGCAGGAUGAAGCAGCAGCUCAACCUGCUCACCGAUGAACUCAGAUAGAUUUGAGUCUGUUUUACUCAUUCAGGGACACUCAGCUUUAAAUCAAAACAAGGACUCAGGAGAGCCUGGAGAGUCCACGUUGUCCUCAGCCAGAUCUGUACUCGUCCAGUGGGUUUUAAAAUCCUGCUUUAAAUCUUUAUAUUAUCUGCAAGAUGUAUCCUUCACUGAGCUUCAUCCUGAUCUCUGUUGUGUUUUGUCUUUCUUUAAGUCUCACACUACAUGUGGUAUGUUUCUAAUUUUCAUAAGUUAUUAUCAAAGUGUUACAGUUCCGUUUCUCUUAGUUUCAUUUUCAACUGAUUAAUUAACAAUCGGUCUUAGAAGGUUUAAAGUUGAAUGUACUUAUUUUUUUAACUCAUUUCAUUUCUCAAUGUCGGCUUGUUUUUCCUUUCAUUUAUAGAAAAACAUAACUGUUAAACAGUU